CGGAGGAACACGCAGGUGCUCCUGUCGCUGCUGUGUGCACUCAGGAGUCUGAGCGUUUUCCAGAAAUGCAGCGUGCUUGCCGGGAGGGAUGUUGCACAGCCAGCGUGGCUCAGUUCCUCCCUUUUCAUCGGAAACCAAGGAAAACCCGGCCGUCAGAGGCGAGCCGUGUUUUUCACUUGGUGCUGGUGAUGGCAAGUUGAGUGAGCUGGAACUGGGCAAAAGGUCUGCUGACUUGGGUGACAACCUGUUGACUAGGCCUGGACAACCCGCGCUUGCACGAAUACCUCCACCUGUUUUGCCAAGACCAUCACAGCAAACAGGAAGCAGUAGUCUGAGCACUUUCAGGCCAGCGUACAGUAGCUCUUUUUCUCCAGGCUAUAGCUCGUAUGGAACCUCUUUUUAUGGAAGCUAUAGUCCUUACAGUUACGGAUAUGGUGGUUUGGGUUAUAAUCGCUUUCGUACAGAUGAUAUUCCUCCCAGCAGGUUUGUUCAGCAGGCUGAAGAGAGCAGCAGAGGUGCAUUUCAAUCCAUUGAAAGUAUUGUGCAUGCAUUUGCCUCGGUCAGCAUGAUGAUGGAUGCUACCUUUUCAGCUGUGUACAAUAGUUUCAGAGCUGUGUUGGAUGUAGCCAAUCACUUUUCCCGCCUCAAAGUACAUUUCACAAAGGUAUUUUCAGCUUUUGCUUUAGUGAGAACUAUAAGAUACCUCUAUCAACGUCUACAGCGAUUACUAGGUCUACGAAAGAGCUCUGAGAAUGAGGAUUUGUGGGCUGAGAGUGAGGGGACGGUGGCUCGUGCUGGUGUUGACGACAAGGCAGCUAGCUCUGCAAAAUCCUGGCCUAUUUUCUUGUUCUUUGCUGUUAUACUGGGAGGUCCCUAUCUGAUCUGGAAACUGCUUUCUACAUACAGUGACGAAGAAACAGUAUCUAGUAACUGGGCAAGUGGAGAAGAUGAUCAUGUAGUAGGAAGAGCAGAAUAUGACUUCAGUGCUCUUUCAGAAGAAGAAAUUUCUUUCCGUGCUGGUGACAUGCUAAGAUUGGCACCCAAAGAACAACAACCCAAAAUCCGUGGUUGGCUUUUGGCUAGUUAUGAUGGUCAAACAACAGGACUUGUACCAGCUAAUUACAUCAAAAUACUGGGCAGAAGAAGAGGUAGGAAAACGGUGGACCUGGAAAGGUUUGCAGAGCAACAGUCAGUCUUUAACACAUCUGUUAAAGGAUCCACUGCUACUGUGACUCUAGAAGAGCAGGAAGCUGCUUUUGAUUCUGUUUUUGAUGGAACUAAUAAAGUUCCUGUUGCAUCUGAUUCCACUGUGAUUGGUGGAGAGAAACAGGAACUCUAAUGCACUUUGAUCAGCUCAGUAAUAGAACAAUGUUUUAUCGAUAAAACUUUGGGUAUGUUGAAAAUCUGUGUGGUAGUGGAACACUGAUGGACCUGUACCAGUUACUGCUGCUACUGACUGGUGAAGGGAUGGAGAAAUGAUUCGCUCAAAUUUAUAUUUAUUUUUGAUUCACCUAAGGCUGUACAUCAGUGGCUGUAUCCACUCACCUGACAGCAAUUAUAAGAUCUUGAGCCAAGGAGUACUGAGGCAUUUGUAACAAAACAAAUAAGAGAGAUUGGCAGCAUGUUCUUACUAAGUGGACAGACUGUUAAUGAAAUCCGGAAUUAACAUCCGGUCUUCGUCAGAAUGUCAGGCCUCUUCAAAAGAUAUGCAAAGGUAAAAUCGAUUUCUGUAAGAGAUCUUCCAAAACUGAAGGUUGAGGACCCUAAAAUAUUAAUUGUACAUUUUUCCCCUCAAAAAGAGGAAGAAUUUUAAGAGAUUUAGGUGACACAGUCAAAUCAUUAAAAGCUCUCAGUUGCUUGCUUUGGUAAGAAGUAGAGCUUCUGUUAAGAAGACCCUAACUCUUUUAUUAAAAAAGUCUCCGUCUUCUUUUGAGAAAGAAGAAGGCCUGGAGAAAAGUUCAAAUUACAGAAGAAAAGCAGGGAAGCAUCAACAGUAGGUCUAACCAUCUUCUAUUAAAAGAGCAUUAGAAUAAAGUGCAUCCUCUAGUCAAGCACUUUCCAGGGCACUUACUAAUUGUUACUUCUUUUUGUGACUACCUUUGUAAACUAACUUUGCAUCAUUCUAGCCAUGAGUUAUAGCCUGUUAUCUGCCCAUCAAUAGCCUACCAACUACCAUCUGCAUGUCAUUUUUCUGCUGUUAUCUGUUUUCUUCAUGAACAUCAAAAGAUCUAGCUUGCAUUUUAGUGCAGCAGGAAUGCAUUGAAAUGGUGACUUUGAAUGCCAUUCAGGGGCAAAGAAAUAAAGUUCCUGGUUUAAUUAUCUCAGCUAAGUUCUUGGGGUUAACUCUUUAUGCUGCCUUUCAGGUGGUAAAUUUUGUAUCUGCCUAUAAAAUUUGAUGGUUCUGGUGUAUCAAAAGCCAUAAAAGCAUCAAGACUGUUCAAAGUAUUUUGUGUUUUCUUCAUACUGGUAUUUCUGAGUUCUGUAUUGGAAUACUGUUUUUAGUGAAGCAACAGUAUUUAAAACAUUUUCCUUAUAGAAUGUGUAUAACAUGUUGAGCUUCUGAGAGUUAAAGCAAUGAAUAAAAUAACUAAAGCUUA
Rhea pennata is the source of this 2597-nucleotide messenger RNA. It is a transcript of the gene PEX13, whose product is annotated as peroxisomal biogenesis factor 13. NCBI's taxonomy places the organism in Eukaryota, Metazoa, Chordata, Aves, Rheiformes, Rheidae. Gene Ontology annotation, molecular function: protein binding. Gene Ontology annotation, biological process: protein import into peroxisome matrix, docking. The coding region runs from base 89 to 1339 and encodes 416 amino acids. Gene Ontology annotation, cellular component: peroxisome; peroxisomal membrane; peroxisomal importomer complex. The record is from RefSeq and is a predicted model, not a curated record. The transcript is spliced from 4 exons.